AUGGAAAUAAAUUUAUUUGGAAUUUUUAUGAGCAAUAUCGUUUAUAAAAUAAAAGAGAAAACUAUUUUAGUAUUGUUAUUAAAUCUCAAGAAACUUAUAAAGUUUAAAUUUGUAUAUUUUCGAGUCAAAAUUUGAAGAAAAAGAAUUAUGGCUAUAAUGAAGGAUAAACUAAGGCCUAAAGAAUCAGACAAAAAUUUUUCUCUUCUGACCAAGUCUUUCUCAAAACAUCUAAUUGCAGGUGCAGGGGAUAAGCCAAAAGACGCAAUCGUCCAACCUUUGGCAAGCAAAAUUACUGAGACCUUGCCAGUCGAGCAAAAAGCAACCAAAACAGAAUCUACCUGCUCCGCAUCUAAUGACUUAAAGCCUCAUCCACAAAUCACUCCGCCCCUUGAAAAUGAAAAAUCGCCACUUGCCAUCUCACAGCUUAUUCGUGAAGGCUGAUCAAAAUUUCAAGAUUCUCAAUUUUCCCAAGGUGCAGAAAUUCUUGAUAUAGCAUUGAAAAAAUCGGAGCCUGGGAGCCUGAUAUAUUUCGACAUUUUAUAUUUGAUUGGGCGGUGCCAUAUGAAUUUUAAUUUAGAAUCGGCAUCAAAUAUUUUCCAGCAGCUCCUUGAGAGAAACACUGAGGAGCCAAUUUAUUGAAAUGGGUUUGGGGACAUAUUAGGCAAAUUAAAAAAGUAUUAUGAAGCAUUUCAAUGCUUUUUGAAAGUAAUAACUUUGGAUAAACACUUUAUUGAAGCAUGAAUUAACAUUGGAAUCAUUUAUGAUUUGUGCCAGAAGCCACAAAAUGCUGAUACAUCAUAUCAGGUAGCUUUUAAAAUUAAGUCAAAAAAUCAGAAAAUCAGAUUAAAUGUGGAGAAAAUGAUGAAAUCUCGACAUCUUCAGCUUGAAUUUGUGCAACCUGAUAUUAUUGAUCCUACAAAAAGUCCAUUUACCAAGUCCCCAACUGCUCCUGCUCAUAAUACUCUAUUAGCAGAAGUCGAUCCAAAGAUAGAAAGUAACUCCCCCUUUAAAUUGGAUAAAAUUCUGUUCCAAUUUAAAAAAGGGGUUAAUUUGGUUUUUUAAAUAAAUUUUAUAUCAAUAAAACAAAUUUAAAAAUAAAAAAUAUAAUUGAAUGCAAUAUAUUUUUGAGUUUUAUCUAUUUUUAUGAUAAUUAAUUUAAAAAAAUGUUUAAAUAAUAAUCUAUUUGCAUUUAUUUCAUUAGUUAGUAAAUUUUCCUAUUGAUUAUUUUUUCCGAUUUAAAGGGGUUUAAAGUACAAUAAAUGGGGAUUUGCCUAUAAUUUGUUUUAAUUUAAAGGGAGUAAGCAGAAAAGAAUUAAAACCGAUAGGCCAAAUGAGCUAGUUAAACCUGAAGAAAUAAUCCAAAGCACUCCACAAGAGUCAAUUAAAAUGGAAGAUUCUAUAAAUAUUAUAAGACCUCAAUUAUUGGUCCCAGCUGGAACUUCAAUUGAAAAUAUGAGCCCAAUCCCAAUAACAGCCGCACCCUUAGGUUCCAGAAUUCAGAUGCCUUCAAUUGCCCAAUUUCACGCAGGCUUUCUUUCAUUCUUGAACUGGUACUCAUCCGAAAUUCAACGUAGGAAGCAACAUCCAAAAAAUUCUCCAAAACAAUCAGAAGAAACAAUCAAAAAUGAAGAGCCUGCAAACAUGCUUCUUAAUCUUACUCCAGCAAAAAGGCAAAAGACCACCAAAGGCAAUGGCAAAAAGAAACGAAAAAUAUAA
Messenger RNA from Blepharisma stoltei, 1716 nucleotides. Lineage: Eukaryota; Ciliophora; Heterotrichea; Heterotrichida; Blepharismidae. The record is from the annotation of a GenBank genome assembly.